CGUUAUUGGGCGUUCGUCCGACGUCCUCUUUGUUUGAGCUCGUGCAUUCGCUGCUGAAAAAAGAGAACACGAUGCCCUUGUCGAGGCCCAAGUCUGAUUCGGCUCUCACGAAGGCCGACCAUGCGCGUCGGCCCAGCCUGAGUUGCAAGGAUUUCAACAAGGACCGCACCGCAGCGCGAGAUCUCAAGGGCCGCAGCAGCCGGCUGGCAGCCUUGAAGGAACGCCGUUUGGCCAGCUUGUCCCCGGAGGCUGAGGCUGAGUCAGCGGCAGCGCCGCCAUUGGUGCGCGCCCCGCGGCGGCAGUCGACGGUCGCCAGGACCGCCAUGCCGGAUGCACAGUCCAAGGCAUGGCAUCGAAAAAGGGUCGAACAACUCUUCUCCGAUAUGGACUACAAGUGCCUCGGGGAGGUGAGCCUCCACGAUUUGCGAAGGUCCUUUGGGGAGAUGAAUAUGGCGAUUGAUGUCGAUACGUUCUGCCAAUACAAGCAGAGGCUUUUGGCUCCCAAUUGUGAUAGCGUGGACAUCAAAUCUUUUGUCACGUUCCACCAGGCCGUUUGGGAGAACCAGCCCGUGGCGGUGCGCCGCUUUGCAGGCUGCCCCGAGGCGACGUCCGGCACCGGCUCGUUGUGCGUUGGGCAAUCGCCCAAGAGCAGGAGUCGACUUCCGGGCUUGAAGCUUCAAGGCUCCAGUCGAGGGCUCUUGAACGAAGCUGAAGACAACGAGGAUCAACUUCGGGCGGCUUUUUACAGGUACACCAAUGGGCAGCUCUACCUGAGCCGAAACCAGAUGCCAGCCGUGCUGAAGGACCUUGGUAUCACCAUCCCAGAUGCCAACGCAUGUCAACUGGACAAAGACUUCUUCCAGACGUUUUGCGACCACGAGUUCAACAGCGCGGACGAGAACAAGGAUGGCAAGGUCUCGUUCCAGGAAUGCAUCGCCUAUCAGAAUCGGUACCUGUCAAUGAUGCAGGCCACAUCUUUGGGCAUCAUCAAGUCCUUUAGGCAUUCCGUGCUGCAGAGCUCCUGAGUCGAUGCGCUCGCGCUCGGGUGAAGCCGAGCGCUUCGGAGCGCUAAACCGGGUCGAAAGAGGAACAAUGCAACAAUGUGUC
Molecule: messenger RNA, 1107 nt
Organism: Durusdinium trenchii
Lineage: Eukaryota; Dinophyceae; Suessiales; Symbiodiniaceae
Source: the annotation of a GenBank genome assembly